Messenger RNA from Mollisia scopiformis, 1219 nucleotides. RefSeq lists its product as uncharacterized. Bases 107 to 892 code for a protein of 261 amino acids. The record is from RefSeq and is a predicted model, not a curated record. Gene Ontology annotation, biological process: mycotoxin biosynthetic process. The transcript has 3 exons. Lineage: Eukaryota; Fungi; Ascomycota; Leotiomycetes; Helotiales; Mollisiaceae.
GUUAUAUAGGAGGCCCGAGCCAAGCUUUUGUGUGUAUUUACCCGCUUUCAAUCUUCUCUGAACAAACACAACCCACUUACUACUCUAAUUGAACGCUGUGCACGUGAUGUCUCAAAAAUACCAAGCUCUUCCUCAGACCGCCGACUUCGAGGCUCAGCCACUUCGCAAACAACAGUCUACCUGGGCUCGCUUGGCAGUCAAGUUCUGGGCGACAGCCACCGUGCUCUUUGCGCUGCUAUCGGUAUGGCUGGGUUCGCAGUUAUAUCUUGUGCAGAACCGCAGUUCGUUCGUACGGGGUUUCGAGCAUGAACUCGACGCAGCCAAGCACUUGAUCAAAAUUGAGGAACGCUUUUCUCAGGGAAGCCCACGCUUCACUGAAGAUGGUAUUGAAUACGUACCUCAGCCUGCAGAUGGGAUGCCGCGAACACAGUACGUUGGUGACCCGAGCGAAGAAAUUGAUAAUGCAUGGGAUCGUCUACAUCAAGGCCGGUUCUUUCUUCUCUCGGAAGAUGAGGCAAAGGACGCAUGGGGUCCUGGAUAUGAGCAGUUCUACGCACCUGUGGCGGGGGGUAAUGCUACCGAGCUUGAAGUUACGCACGCACUUCACUGUUUAGACCACCUCCGAAAAGCAUUCUACCCAGAGAAGUAUCCGACUGAUGCUAUUCACGGUAUCAUGCACCGAGAUCACUGCCUCGAUCACUUACGGCAGAUGGUGUUGUGCAAUGGUGAUUUGACUCCGAUCCCAACUCGUUACUACAAAGCUCUAAAUGCAAACUACAUUGACUCGGACCGACCUCAUACUUGUCGCAACUGGCCAAGUAUUCGGGACUGGGUGUGGGAACGUUUUAAUGGCAGCUUGGCUGUACCACCGAUGAAGGAAGACCUAUCUUAGUUUGAUGGGAGCUUUCACUUCCUGGUUCAUCCUAGAGAGAGUAGAUUAUAUUCCUGGGAGCUAGCUUUCUAUCUUUUUGACUUUCCUUUGCUUUGAACAGUUAAGUGAGUAUGAAAGGCGCGAGCUGUUUUGAACUAUUACAACAACAAUGAAUUUCUUUUCGUGGGGUUUCUACAUAUAUAAGAAUGUAGACAGGAAUGAUUCGCGUACCAUCUUUCAAUUACAGAAUUUCAGUCACACUUGAGUAGGCACACUAGUUUACAAGUUCGUCUCAAGAAAGUCUCAGAGAUGAUUUAUUUAGAACUAUCAGCGCAGCUAUUUAGGGAG